AUGUCCUGGACCCACACAGUAACUCAGGGCUAUGGAAUGAAGAUCGCGCGGUUCGACAGCGACGCCUCGAGUCCGAGGAUGGGGCCGCGGGCGCCGUGGAUGGAGAAGGAGGGGCCGGAGUAUUGGGACCGGGGGACACGGAUGUUCAAGGACACUGCACAGAGUUUCCUAGUGAACCUAAGGAAACUGCGCGGCUACUACAACCAGAGCGAGGCUGGUUGGGCGGGGGCGGGGCUCGGUGGGCGGGGUGACCGCGGGAGCGGGGGCGGAGCCAGGGUCUCACCCCCUCCAGGAAAGGUAUUGCUGCGACCUGGGGCCGAAGGGCGCCUUCUCCACGGGUAUCAUCAGUUCGCCUACGACGGCAAGGAUUACCUCGCCCUGAACAAGGACCUGCGCUCCUGGACCACCGCGGACCUGGGGGCUCAGAUCACCCAGCGCAAGUGGGAGGCGGACAAUGUGGCGGAGAAGAUGAGCGCCUACCUGGAGGGCGGGUGCCUGGAGUGGAUCCGCAGACACCAGGAGAACGGGAAGGAGACACUGGAGCGCGCGGAGCCCCCCAAGACACACAUGACCCACCACCCCAUCUCUGAUCAUGAGGUCACCCUGAGGUGCUGGGCCCUCGGCUUCUACCCUGCGGAGAUCACACUGACCUGGAAGCAGGAUAGGGAGGACCAGACCCAAGACAUGGAGCUCAUAGAGACCAGGCUCGCAGGGGAUGGAACCUUCCAGAAGUGGGUAGCUGUGGUGGUGCCUUCUGAAGAGGAGCAGAGAUACACAUGUCAUGUGCAGCAUGAGGGGCUGCCUGAGCCCCUCACCCUGAGAUGGAAGCCGCCCUCCCAGCCCACCAUCCCCAUCGUGGGCAUCAUUGCUGGCCUGGCUGUCCUUGGAGCUGUAGUCACUGGAGCUGUGGUCACUGCUGUGAUGUGGAGGAAGAAGAGCUCAGAUAGAAAUGGAGGGAGCUACUCUCAGGCUGCAAUGUGAGACAGCUGCCUUGUGUGAAACUGAGAGGCAACUUUUGUUCACACCUUCCCUUUGUGACUUCAAGAACCCUGACUUCUCUUUCUGAAAAGGCAUCUGAAUGUGUCUGUGUCUCUAUAGAUAUAAUGUGAGGAGGUGGGGAGACCAGCCCGGCCCUGUGUCCACCAUGACCCCCUUCCCCACACUGACCUGCAUUCCUUCCCCAUCACCUUUCCUGUUCCAGAGACCUGGGGUUGCGAUGUCUCCAUCUCUGUCUCAACUUCAUGGCGCACUGAGCUGUAUCUUCUUACUUUCCUAUUAACGUUAGAAUCUGAGUAUAGUUUACUUUUUCAAAUUAUUUCCAUGAGAGGUUAAUGAGUUAAUUAGAGAAGAUUCCUGAAAUUUGAGACACAAAAUAAAUGGAAGACCCAAGAACCUUCCACAGUA
Messenger RNA from Cebus imitator (Panamanian white-faced capuchin), 1404 nucleotides. RefSeq names its product saoe class I histocompatibility antigen, A alpha chain-like. Bases 1 to 981 code for a protein of 326 amino acids. The transcript is spliced from 7 exons. NCBI's taxonomy places the organism in Eukaryota, Metazoa, Chordata, Mammalia, Primates, Cebidae. Gene Ontology annotation, cellular component: external side of plasma membrane. Gene Ontology annotation, molecular function: peptide antigen binding; signaling receptor binding. Gene Ontology annotation, biological process: antigen processing and presentation of endogenous peptide antigen via MHC class Ib; immune response; positive regulation of T cell mediated cytotoxicity. The record is from RefSeq and is a predicted model, not a curated record.